GUAGUAUCGUACUAACUUCCAAAAAUUUGUGUCCACUGAAACUCAAAAUCACUGCUGUGAGUGAUAACAACAAUCGUGUUGCAUCUGAAUUCUGAAGGAGAAAUCGAACCUGCGAAAGAACCAACGUUUGGUCGGAAAACGCAUAUAGUGUCAGUGUAGUGUUGCUGAAACUGACAAGAGGGUAGCUUGGAAAAGAAAGAAGACAAGAAAUGGCUCAAUCUGAUGAAAAGGGUCGGCACAAGAAGGAAGUAAUCCGUUUAGAGCGUGAAUCUGUCAUUCCGAUUAUGAAGCCUAGAAUCAUCAUGACAUUGGCCAAUCUUAUUGAGCAUAGUUCUGACCGAGCUGAGUUUUUGAAGCUCUGCAAGAGAGUGGAGUACACUAUUCGAGCUUGGUACCUUCUACAAUUUGAGGAUUUAAUGCAACUCUACUCCCUCUUUGACCCUGUACAUGGGGCGCAAAAGUUGGAACAGCAAAAGCUAGCUCCUGAGGAAAUUGAUGUGCUUGAACAGAACUUCUUGACAUACCUAUUUCAGGUCAUGGAAAAGAGCAACUUCAAGGUAGUGACUGAUGAUGAGGUUGAAGUUGCGCAUUCAGGCCAAUAUCUUCUGAAUCUUCCCAUUACUGUUGAUGAGUCUAAGCUUGACAAGACACUUUUGAAGAAAUAUUUUGAAGAGCAUCAUCACGAGAACCUUCCAGAUUUCUCUGAUAAGUAUGUUAUCUUUCGUCGUGGCAUUGGAAUUGAUCGAACAACUGACUACUUUGUCAUGGAGAAAGUGGACAUGCUCAUUGGACGUUUAUGGGCAUAUCUGUUAAGACUAACUAGGUUGGAGAAGCUUUUAUCCAGAAGGUCAAAAAAGGGUAAUAAGAAAGAUCCAAAUGACAAUGAAAUUAACUCUGAAACAAACGGGGACGAAUUUUAUGUUGAACGGAUACGUCUUGAAAAUAUGCAACUAAGCUUCCAUAAUUUGAUCGGCAAGACAUUGAUCCAAGAACCGACAUUUGAUCGGAUAAUUGUUGUUUACAGGAGAGCUAGCGCCAAAUCAAAAGCAGAACGAGGAAUAUUUGUAAAGCAUUUCAAAAACAUUCCAAUGGCUGAUAUGGAAAUAGUUCUUCCAGAAAAGAAAAACCCUGGAUUAACUCCAAUGGACUGGGUUAAGUUUCUUGGGUCAGCAAUAGUUGGGCUGGUUGCUGUAGUUAGUUCACUUGAAAUGCCCACAGCUGAUUGGUGGGUGAUCUUUGCUGUUGUGUCCACAGUAAUUGGUUAUUGUGCUAAGACAUACUUCACGUUCCAAGCAAACUUGGCUCAAUACCAAAAUUUGAUUACACAAUCAAUGUAUGACAAACAACUGGACAGCGGAAAGGGUACACUUCUCCAUUUGUGUGAUGAUGUCAUUCAACAGGAAGUCAAAGAGGUAAUACUUUCAUUCUUUAUUCUGAUGGAACAAGGCAAAGCUACAAGACAGGAUCUUGACCAAUGGUGUGAGGAACUAAUCAAAGAAGAGUUUGGGGAGGAAUGUAAUUUUGAUGUGGAUGAUGCAGUUCAUAAAUUAGAGAAAUUUGGAAUUGUUAGUCGGGAUUCUAUUGGCCGGUAUCAAUGUGUUGGGCUGAAACGAGCUAACGAGAUCAUUGGCACCACCACUGAAGAGCUUGUCCUCAAGGCAAGGCAGGGAAACAUUAAUCCUUGACUGUGUUUUCACAACAUGUUUAUCUGUCUCAUGUACAUGUUAGUGUUGGUUGAUAAUGAUGAUCCUGAAAUUGCUUGAGGUUAGAAUUUUUCUUUAAACAAUCUUAUAUCAAAGUCUAAUCUCUUAGAUGGAAGUAGUUAAAUUUCUUCGUUCUGUUUAUUUACUUCUGUAUUUCUCUUUAUUAUCUUCUGUAUUUUUCAUGUAAGUCUAUGUCAAUGUGUUCUCUGCCUUUUUUUUUUUGAAUACUUCAUAUGUUAAUAAAACCUAGUCCCUGAUUCUGAAGCA
This is a messenger RNA of Lotus japonicus, 1970 nucleotides long. RefSeq lists its product as uncharacterized. The record is from RefSeq and is a predicted model, not a curated record. The transcript has 16 exons. Bases 210 to 1685 code for a protein of 491 amino acids. Lineage: Eukaryota; Viridiplantae; Streptophyta; Magnoliopsida; Fabales; Fabaceae.